AGUUUAGAGGACCAGAACCCGCACCAUGGGUAAUUUAAACAGCAAAAGGAUGAGGUUCUUUAUGGCCUUAAAUGCCGCCAUUAUCAUUACCUUCAUAUACGCCUCCUUAUCGAUGAAAGAGAUCCUGCCCAAGAGACAUGUGCAUUCCGUUGGAGGGUUUCCGAUGCGCCAUAGAAUCGAGCAAAAUGUUGCUAGCAAAAUCAACAGCAGGAACAGCAGCAAAAAUCAAGGCAGUACCAUCGGAAAUAGUCAGCACACUGGCAGGAGCAAAAAACCGGAAAGGAGAGCAGUUAGUUUACUGCAUAGCAAUAUUGAAGCAUUUCCAUCCUUUUCGGCUUAUUCAAACGAACACCCAGAGAUCGCGGAUAACAAGACAAUAAUGCAAAUCCAACCCAUUGUAAGCAGCAUUACUGGCAGUGGCAGUUGCAGCGAAAAAACAUCAAGUGGUUCCCCCGCAUUACCUGUACUUACUCCUGUGCUUACAAUGAAACUUUAUGAACCUGGCCACUUAAACGAAGAGAUUGAUAUAAAGAGGAUAUGUAUGCACAGGGGAGUAUUUUUAAGGCUGCUCAUUCUGAUCACCUCAGCACAGUCCCAUUUUAGCGCGAGAAUGUCCAUCAGGCAGACCUGGAUGCACUACGGAAGCAGGCGAGAUGUCGGCAUGGCCUUUGUCCUUGGCCGUACCACCAAUGUGGCCCUGAACGAGUCUCUCAACAAGGAGAACUAUAUUUAUGGCGAUAUGAUUCGUGGAAACUUCAUAGACUCGUACUUCAAUCUCACUCUAAAGACGAUCUCGAUGCUUGAAUGGGCAGAUACACACUGCCCCAGUGUGAAAUUCAUCCUUAAGACAGAUGACGAUAUGUUCAUCAAUGUUCCUAAACUGCUUGGUUUCAUAGACGCUCGGUACAAGAGCGAGCGAUCUAUCUACGGACGAUUGGCCAAGAACUGGAAACCCGUCAGAGCUGGAAGGUCAAAGUAUUAUGUUUCACAUAAAUUAUAUACCGGCUUGCAGUACCCACCGUUUACCACCGGACCCGCCUACCUCCUCACUGGAGACAUUGUCCAUGAGCUAUACGUGGAAUCGCUCAACACGUUUUAUAUGCAUCUGGAAGAUGUCUUCAUCACGGGAAUUGUGGCCAGGACCUUGAAGAUUAAGAGAGUGGCGGCCAACGCAUUUCGUAACAGCCGAAUCGCGCUCAGUCCAUGCAAAAUACGAAACGUGAUCAGCGUGCACAUGAUCAAGCCAAGCGAACAAUACCAUCUUUGGAGGGACCUUCUGGACUCGACUAUAAAGUUUCUCAUUGCAGCUGAACCACAUUCUAUUCUUCAGUGACGAAACACUAAAGAAAACACGGAAUGCAAGAGAAGAAUUUUGAUGUCCAGUACGUUUAGUAAGAACCAAAAACACCAAAAGGAUGCGGUUGUUUAUGGUUUUAGGUGCUGUCAUUAUUAUAAACUUAAUCGACGCUUCUUUCUCGAAGGAAAGCAAACAUGUGCCUUCCAUUGGAGGGUUUCCGAUGAGCCAUAAAAUCGAGAAAAAUGGUUUUA
This is a messenger RNA of Drosophila miranda, 1548 nucleotides long. Its product is annotated as beta-1,3-galactosyltransferase 1-like. Gene Ontology annotation, cellular component: membrane. The transcript is spliced from 4 exons. Gene Ontology annotation, molecular function: hexosyltransferase activity. The record is from RefSeq and is a predicted model, not a curated record. Bases 26 to 1333 code for a protein of 435 amino acids. NCBI's taxonomy places the organism in Eukaryota, Metazoa, Arthropoda, Insecta, Diptera, Drosophilidae.